Messenger RNA from Xyrichtys novacula (pearly razorfish), 15948 nucleotides. Lineage: Eukaryota; Metazoa; Chordata; Actinopteri; Labriformes; Labridae. The record is from the annotation of a GenBank genome assembly.
AGAGGAGCAGGAGGAGGCAGGAAACCCAGAAAUUUAACUUAAGGUUUAAAUUUGAUGACUAUGCUGUCAGAGAACUGAUGUCAGCAUCUGCAGUCAGUCACAUCCAAAAAAUGGUUCAGUUAUCCAUUAACUGAGAAGUGAAACCUCAACAUGUGAGCAACCUGACCAUAAACACUGAAAUAAAGCUAGGUGGUUUGGAAACAGCCCCUCUGUCAUCAGCAGAAGUUUGUUUGAUACCCUGAUAGAUUUUUUUUUAGAGGAUUUGAAAAACAGUGGCUAGAUCCUCAAACUGAUCACUAUACAAACCAGCAGCAGCUGAACUGUCAAUGUGCCAAACGUGAGCGGUGCAAGGGUGUGUGUUUGUCGUGAGUGGGGAUGGGCGUGAGACGGUUGUUCCUGGAGGUCUGAUUCUUGGAAGUCUUGAAGGAGGGGCGACCUUUGACCUCACAGUUAUGUGCAGGGUCACAACCUCACACACACACACACACACACACACACAGCAGAGCAGGGGAUUACUUCUGCUUUUCAGGCGUAUUUACCUUGUGUGCUGAUUUCGCUGACACUCUUAUCCAUGCAGACUGGAGAUAAGUAGCAGAAGGACAGCAUUUUGGGGUUUCUUUACAAUGAAUAAUAAACAUAAAAAAUAUGACAUUAACCUAAAUAAAGUUGAAUUUAGUCUUAUUCUUACACCAAGUUUUAAGAUUUGAUUGAAGAAGUGGAGGCAGGAAGACUGAAAAUCAUCUUAGUAACUGUUAUUUUUAAGUAAACCAGUUAAACAUGUUUAAAUUUCCAGAACUUUUAUUUUAUUUUGCACUUUGCACUGAUAUCUGCAUUCAUUCAACAUAUAGUGUUGCAGCUCCAUCAAGUUUGACUUACAUUUUUCUUUUAUUUCUGCAGAUUAAUCUGUUCAAGUCUCAUCAUUUAAUUCUCCUCCUCAGGCACAGAGACUGACCUAAUCCCCAAAUUAAGAAUAAUGUUGGAGUCCAAUCUGCUCAGCUUUGGUGUCCAUCGAGACCUGUUCAGAAAAGGACAGCCCAAUCAAAAACAGAAAAGUAUUUUCUUUGCAUUAAAACAAACUGCAGUCAAAUAAAGCGAUUGAUCGAAAUAAAGUGUUUUGAAAACAAUCCACAGACACUGAAAAUGCUUGAGCAUGAAAACCAGGCCUAUAUGUGGAGGUAAGUGGCAUCUGUGCACAAAGGUGUUUGUUUACAUAGUGGUGAAGACAGACAAAUUAGAAGUUGGUUGCACGUGCACGCUUGUAUCAAAUCAACACUCUCUUGUGGGGCCUAACAGGCUCCUACAGUCAAAACUCUUCCGUCAUUAUUGUGAAACUGAGACUCACAGUCAACAGAGAAAUAAAGCCAAUGUGUGAUGAACUACUUACAGAUAAACUGAUACUUAUCAAAAACAGAUGAAUGGGCUCCACUUAAGAAACAACUGUUUACGUUGCAGACAUAUCUGGGAGGGUGAGUCUCAGUUUCACAGUUUAUAGUGAGGCUUUCUUCAAAGUAUGAACUUGAAAAAGAAGGUGGUUUUUCAUGGUUGACUUGCAUUUAACGGGCCUCAAGUUUGGUGCAGUAAGCAAGUGAAACAUCUGUAUAACUUAGUAUGUACAGUAAAACUGAGACUCACCAUAAACAGAUGAAAAAAGCUCAUGAAACGCUAAAUAUUUACAGUAAUGCUUAGACUAACCAGGCAGCAACAAAUUAAUGAGCUGUACCACAGGGGAUGACGUUAAACAAGAGGUUACAAGUGGAAGGUUUAGUCUCAGUGUCACUGUUGAUAGUGACAUACACAGAGGUCUCACUCAGGCUUGCUCCAGCUAUAUUAAAUACAUAUACAAUACACAUACAAAAAGGAAGGUGUUAACUUUCAGGAUCUCGUAUUUGCGUAAGUAAGCCAGAGUAAAUUUACAGUGUUACUGUUUUCGGUGAAACUGAAACUCACAGCAAACAGAUGAACAGAGCCUCUGUGUAUCUUACUAUUUACACUGAAGCUAAGACUCGAACGCUGUGUUCCAAUAGUCCUCGGAAGUCACUUGGAAAGUCGGACGAUCCUCGCCAACCCCGACUUGACGACAACGUCAUAAUUCAAGAUGGCAGCGCAGUGCAUCAACAGUAAAGAGCAACAGUGAAAGCUCUCAUAAUGUAUUAUUUAUUAGCACUUCUGUUUUGUUUUUGUGAAAUUAAAUAAGAGACGUGUUGUAUUGCCAACGUCUGACUGUGAUCACAGUGCUCUGGUGUUUGUCAGAGUAAAAUACUGUGUUAUGCGUUGUUUACAACUGGUAUCGCUGACAACAACAAACAACCGCUGACAACGGCUAACGACAGCUGACAGUUGGAAACAACAGCUAACAACAGGUAAUUGUGGGUGUCCAUCUAAGUUUUCUGACUUGUUAACUUUAACGCCAUCAACUUGGGUGUAGCGUCAUUCCCUGCUCCAACAACCAACAUCCGAGGUAACUGGGACGCAGCAUUAGCAAACACAUGGAUGGGCACCACUCCAGGGGAUGUAAAUAAACUAAGAAAUAUUGUAGACACAUCUGGAGACAUGAGUCUCAGUUUCACUGUUAAUGAGCUACGGAGAGCUGUCACUCAGGUAUACUGCAGUGGGGUAAAGCUGAUUUCCUUAUGAUUGAAUAGAUCUUCAGUUUGUUUUGGUAAGCCAGAGUGAACUCUCUCUGUACUAUUAACAGUAAAACUGAGACUCAUUAGAAAGAAAAGAGUAAGGUGGUGUUGUGAACCAAGAAAUGAUGGCAUUAAUUUGCAGACACCUGGAGGGGUGAAUUUUGCCUCACUUUUCAUCUGAACUCACAGUCACCUCUCAAGUUGUUGUUGAACUUCACAAUGCAGCACUCAGAAAAGGAAGUCUAUAAGUGGAAGGUGGUAGACCACUUUCUACAGUAGAAAUACAGAGAAGUUGACCAUUGUUCUUCGAUUCAUACAUCAUUGUUGAACAAAAACCAACAGGUUCAAAUAUCCUGUUGAAGUCAUUAGAGAGAUUAGAUGUUGAUGAGGUUUUAGUUUUGGAGUGUUUUGUAUGCUGAUGAUGACCUUGUGUUGUUUGCUGGAGUCUGGACGCUGUAGACACAACACACAUCACUGUUGUUUCUCCCGACAUCAGCAACAAGUGAAGCUGGAAGUGUUUGAGCUGCUUCAUUGUCUGUGAUGUUCACUGAAAUAGUGUGACAGUGAAGAGAAAGAAAGAAAGGAGCAGCCACCUUCUUUCUUUUUUUCUUUCUUUCUCCCUCUAUGCUUUGCCGUGUCUCCGAUCCCGAGUUUUCUUGCAGGUUCUUCGCUCUGACUUCAUGCUGCAAACAGCUGCCUGGGCUGAGCUUGGUCCUCUCUGUUUUCCUCCCUGCACAAGUCUGGGAGUGUUUUCUGCCUGGAAACCGUUUUUCAUGGACAGACCGCCUGUGUGUUUUCCCUCUUUCCUUUUUUUUAUUUCACAACCCCACUGAACUUGAAAAUGAAAAUGAACUCACGUCACCCCUGCCUGCUGCCAGAUCCUGCUUUUGUCCCAGUUUUCCUCUCUGAGAGUCUGUGCUGAGUUUACUCUCGCUCUCUCUGCAGACAGUUAUAGAAGCAGCAUGUUGAGCUAACUCUCUUUGAAUAAGGAAGCUGUUUAUCUGGUUUGUGGACGAGCUGCACGCAGAGGCAGGCCGCCACUGCCACUGAGAGGUGUUCUGAGGGCGAGUGGGUGAGCUGAGGCUGACCGAGAGAGGACUUUUCUGCUCUCAUUAGACACUGAUAGAUGAAGCAUCACAUCACACACAGCUCUUUGUCUCCCUCUUUCUCAGACUAGAUGACGUAUCACCCACCCUCACCUCCACCUCUACCUUCCUCACCCCCGUUUGUUGACGAUGAUGAUGAUGGUGGUGGCUCGACCUCCAGGCUCCUGCAGCAGCUUAAAGGGUUAACAUGCAGCCACAACAAAGAAGCCGGUGCUGGGCCGGCGUGUGCACGAGUGUGAGGGAAUGGGGGAGGAAAGGGGGGAGGAGGGGGGUGCUCCGGCUGCCUUCUCGCCCCGCCCUGGACUUCUUUAUUGGAGAGGCUGUUUACAACCUCGACGCAUAGGAGUCCCCGGGUUCAUCGGCCCGAUGGGGAGGGGGUGAGGAGGAGGAUGGGGGAGGAGGAGGAGGAGGGGAGGUGGUUGGUCUCACAAGAGAGCAGGGAGGAAAAUGGUACAGGAAGAAGACAAUAAUGAAAUAUGUUGAGGGCCUCAGAGCUACAGGAUGUCUUUCUGCCUUUGUUUGGUCCAUCACUUCUUCGUUCUUUAUUCUCCGUCUUUGUUUCUGUCUCUUUAACAGCUUUUAAAGUCGAUGCAGCACAUGAAGAAAAGAAAAACCGCGUGGACUUUACUCUGCUGCAGCCAGUCCUGCAUUUCUACUCUGUCGAGACAUGCAACAGGGUCACUUUGUUUCUUUUUCAUGUCUUACUCUCCAUGUUUCAUCACACAGAGCUUCAGAUUUGUCUGUAACCCUUCUGGUGAAAUCUGUCUAUAAAACAACCUGCACAUUUUCAUACUCACUUCUUAUCUUAUCAAAGUCUUUGUGCAGUUUAUUCUCUGCUAACUGUGGACAGACUUGCCUGUUGUUUAUAAUCUGCUGUAGUUCACACACUCCUCCCAUCCCCUCCUCCACACACUCUUGUUUACAUCUACAUUUUACAUGAAACUCUAUCGUCUGUCAUUGUACAGUAGAUUUAUAAAAAAGAAAAAAGCCAGAAGAAAGAAGAAGGAAGACUUCAUGGUUUUACAGCUGAUAUUAUCAGCUUGUUUCACAUUACCUUGACAUUGGGUGUUGAAUUUUGUUUCUAGUUUUUCACAUUUAGGAACCAGUUGGCGUGCUAUUUUUUGCUCAAAUGUUUUUUUAAUGACCAUUUUGGGUAAAUAUUACCAAUAAUGAAGCAACUUACUGACCUGCUGUUCAGAAUACAUGAAAAUGUGUUUGAGUAUCUUGCUUUUUGUAAAGCCAAUAACUCCCAGUUUGACAGAUUUCAGUAUUAUUAUCCACCUUAGCUGAUUAUAGUGGUAAAUAUCUAACAUUUAUGUGACUAUUUGUAUUAGUAUUUUAUUCUAUAAAUUACUAAUAGGAUUAAAAAUGUGCUACUUUGGCUUUCUUUCUUGGUCUAUUUUCACUCACCGCUGUGUCUCACUUGAUGCCCCGCCCAUAACACAAUCCGAUUGGCUGGAUGUACAAAGACUGCGUGAUGUAACUAAACUAGCUUACUGUAACUACCAUUCAAAACAACGACGGUUCCAGGCAUUAAACAAAGUAUCGUGAAGGAGUUUGUAAUUUUUAAUUUUUAAAAACUUGAUGGUAAGUUUUUCAAUUUUACUUUCAGUAAAAAUCAGUUUUAAGUGUGGGUGGUAAUUAAGCUUAUGAAUAAAAAAAAAUGGUUUAAGUGUUGACCCCACAAAAUCAAUAUCUGAUGACUCUUACCACAAAAAUAAGUAAAACAAAAGUUCAUCUGGAUAAUUACAUCUACAGUUGACAGUACAUUUGAAGUGUGGCUUUUUAUUUUAUUAUAAUGUUUGCUAUUCAGAGUCUAUGUUUGUUUUGAACUGUUAUUGGUGUUAACAUUCAAAAUGGAAGAGAUAAUUGUUUUCUGAAUAUGCUUUUAAUGGUUUAUGAAAACAACUAUGUUUCAUUACAAAUCUUUUGUUUUGCUUUGUGCCUGCCCUUCAAGAUUUAAGCAUAUGUGUUUCAAGCUUUUAGAAACACUGUAAUCAAUGUCAUUGAUUAACCACUCUGUUGCAUAGGCCAAUUGCACAUACAUUUAUUUAUAUCAUACAGCACUCUUUGCACCUUUCACCAAUUUUUUUGAAGUUCUAUGAAAGUUCUUGUAAGUUGACACAGUUUGAGUCAACUUUGGCGCCCCCUGUGGACAAAGUAGUCUUACCUUAUCAUGUCCUUUAAUGCUGAAGUGAUAUAUAUUUUUUAAACCCCAUCCUAGUGAUUUUGAUAGUCAAAUAUAUUGUUUAUCAUGAAUAAUUUAUCAGAAAAUUGAAAAAUAGGGUUGUUUUUCAGCUGCUCGACCGACACCCAUCCUUCGCACCAGUUUUAGGCAUAAAAAAUGAUGGAACACAAAAUGCCAAUCUUGCCCCUGAUGGCCACAUUUGCUUUUGGAUAUCCAAAUAAAAUAAAAUAAAGUAAGAUAAAAACAUUAAGAUAAAUUUUAGAAAUGUAAAGAAAACUCCUUGCAGGAGUUUUAAUUUUAAAUCACAUUUAGGGGGUUAUUUUAAUCUUGUUUGCUAGAUUAGUCCUCCAUCAAGUUCAACUUUAUGUAACUUAACAAAUAGCCUAUUUGAAGAAUGAUGAACUCUUCUUUAUUGUUUUUCAUGAACAGAUUAAACACUGAAUGAAAUUUUUUUAUGUUUUUUCAUAUUUAUCCAUCUCUUUGACUUUAAGGUUUCUGAAUAUUGUAAAUGUAGUUGUUUGCUUCAUUAGCCCUUUUAAAAGUUCAAGUUUAUGUAACUUCCUAAAUAGCCCCUUUAUGCAUCAGAAACUCUACAUGACAGCAAUAAAUGGAUCUUUUUUUAGAAUAGAUUAAAAGCUUUGCCUGUUUUGCACAUUUUAUCGUCGAGUAUUUCUCUCUAUUUGAACAUUUAGCAGACCGGGUUUAUUGUAACUGCAGUUGUUCGCUACAUGCCUCUGGCGCGCGUCCUCGCGGGUGUCGCGGUCCCGCGUCGCGCCUGUCUGCUUCCCAACCUUUCCCCCAGAUCGAGCGCGCUGCCGGGUUCACCGGGUUUACUCUGACACCGCUGACUCCCCGGCCACGCCUCCCUCAGCCACGCACCCUGCGUCGAACCAAUCGCGUCGCGACCACGUACUGAUCACGCACCGCCUCACCUCUGAUUGGCCGGAGUCCGCUACACCUAUGGCUGUGAUUGGCUGCGUGUUACCACCCGCCAGACUGCUCUGAAUUUUGUUUCUGUGUUUUUUUUCCUGUCUUUUUAUUUUUUUAUUCAGGCUCCACUCAGCUGAAGCAGUCUGCUGGCAGAGGCUCAGCGCUGAUUAUUGACUGCUCACACUCCCGCUGCUGUCUGAAGAUCUGCCGCACAUUCUCAACUCUUCUUCCUCCUCUUCCUCAUGCUCAGCUUCACGGCGGAGCGCUCCUGUCAGGUGAGUCCGCAGCCGUCCUCAAACCUCCCCGUUCAGCCGCUCGCUGCUGCUUUUCUCUUCUAAAGUUGUUGUUGUCGCUCUUAUUGUCACUAAUCGCUCACCUGCAACCUCAUAACAGCACGAGCUGCUCUAAGGUCAGCUCGUGAGGCUUUCAGUGCAGGGUUCAGGUGAGGUUGUUGACGCUGUUUUUUGUCUUAUUUUAGCGCUGUCUGCUGGUUUAUUUGAGGUCAUACUGAACCCACUGUCCCACUGUGUGUGUGUGAAUGUGUGUGUGUGUGUGUGUGUGUGUGAGUGUGUGUGUGUGUGUGUGUUCACAACAGUUGCAUCACUGCAGCGCAUCGCUGUAUCAUAAAGUUUAAAGAUGCUCUCAGACGGAUGCAGUCUGACCUGAUCUGCCUUGUUCUGGUGAAAGUUUUUUGCAGAUUUUCUGCAGCUUUUUUAAAAAAGAAUCAGAUUUCUCUUGGCUGUCUUUGUUGUUGGAUGAUUUCUGGCUGUGAUGAGUGAGGAGGCUGCGAGGUGUACAAGGUUUUUCUCGUAGCCGGAGCUGUUAAUGCACUAAUAUCACACUGCUGCACAUGAACUGUGUCACUGUAGACGAAUGAACUCAUAAAAUAUGAUGCUGGACUCGAAUGAAGAAUUAGGAUGUGUUAAAUGAUAUUAUUUAUUAUAAGCACGAACAAAAUGAUGAAUGGGAAAGUAUUAAAUCAAUUGCAAGCUUAUGUCUUUUUAUAUUUGCUGUAUAAAGUGGUUUUUAUGAUGAAUUUAUUGGGUUAAAAAAAUCAAAAUCUUGUGCCUUAAAUGUCUGAAAAAUCAAGAAGAAUACAUCUCAAAGCUCUAUAAAGCACAAAAACAGUCUGAGACUAAAAGAUAUUCAGUUAAUUCCUCUAUUCUGAUUAAAUUGUCUGUGUGUGUGUGUGUGUGUGUUUGACUAUCUCAAGAUAGUCAUAAAAGGUUGCUAAUUUUGUAUUGGCAUCAAUAUAGAAGAAAAAAAAGAAAAAGAUCCACUUAAUUUCUCACUUGUAAUUUAGCAAAAACAGCUAUAUUUUUAAUUUAAUUUUUAUUCUAACAACAAUGUAGGUCUUUUAAGUGUUUCUUAAUUAGUAUCUUUACCUGUAUACUCACUGGGAUUUUAUUGGCACCAUCUUAAAUGCAAAAACAAAAAGGAAUGUGAUUUAGCACUUGAGAAAAAUGUGCAAAAACAGCAACAUUUCAUUCAGAUUUUUGCUUAAACAAUAAGUCAGGUCUGCAAAAUGUUGCUCAAUCUGUUUCUGCAUGAAAAUUUUAAUGUCAGUGCUGUCAUUGAUUUUUUUUCUGCCAUUGAUUGAUCGAUUAAACUGAUUGAGGCUGCACCUUAAAAAACAGCAGCUGAGCCCAACAAAGAGGCAGCAGGGGGACAACACGACAACACCACAUUCGAAAUAAAAAACCCAAACUAAGUAACAAUAAAAGAGGCUGAAGAGGCGUCAGGUUCAAUCAUUAAAUCCUUUCUCGGCUGAUGUAAUCUAGGUGUUGUUUUGUUGUUUGUUGUCAGUGAACAGGUGUUUUAUUAAAAAUUAAAACAACAGAGCCACAGUCACGUUAAUGUAAGUGAUGAUAGAUGUCUCUGCAUUGUUUCCUGCUGCUGUGAUCUCAUUAUGUGUUGCUUUGUGAUGUGUUUGAGUGAUCUUAUGCGUGGGAAAUCACAGUGCCAGAGCAGAGUGCUUGUGUAUGAGACUGUGUGUGUGUGUGUGUGUGCUUGUGUUUGUUGCAACAGAUUGACUUUGUUUUGUCCAACUAUACUUCCUGUUUCUCUCUCUCUCUCUCUCUCUCUUCUUGGACAAGUCGGUGCAUGCUAAUAUGGGAGGAGGAGAAGAGGCGGAGCUUAUUUCAUUCGUUUUUUUUUUUUUUUUUUUCCUGGGGGUGUAAUAUCUGGCACGCCACCUCCCGUCAUCUAUUCUGGGUGCAGGGGAGGUUCCCCGUCGGCUGGGUGUACCCGCUGCAGUGGGGCCCCGCUCUCUCUCUUCCUCCUUCCCAUGCGCGCUCUCUCUCUUUCUAUUUAUCUAGGUCUCUUGGCCCUUGCUCGCCCUCCCUCCACCCUUCCUGUAUGUGCAGCUGAGCAGUUGCCAGAUGCCAGCCAACUUAGCCCAGCACCCUUUGUCCCCCCGUCACCUCCCACUUACUCUGGGCAGGGUGAAAUUUUUCACACUGCCAUCUUUUUUGUAAUUCUUAUAUUUUUUCCAUUCUAGUUUUUCUUACAUGGAGGUACAGUGGGAGAGGCAGGAGGAGGUGGGAAAACAGUGACAUCAUCUGUAAUUACAUAGAUGGAUGGUGUGUGCUUUUGUUCACAAAGACGAAGAAAAAAACUGCUGCUUGAGGACUGAAACAUUUUGCCUCCCCGCUAAUGUUUUGUUGUCAAGUCAAUCUGAUUUUCUUGAUGCUAAAAACUUUUUCAGACUUUUUUGUUAGAAGAAAUACACUGUCUACUGUGGCGCCAAUGUGGAUCUGCCAUUUGGUAUCCCUGCAGAUAUUCAUAGUUGCUAUGACAGGAAGAAGAUAGCGAUUUCCCUCAUUUGAACAAUUGUUUAAACAAUCUGUAAACUAAGCAGAACACAUUUGGGAUCCCGCUUGAUUUAAAGUUGGUUAAAAAAAAGAAGACAACAUUUCUGGACCAACUUCUUUGAUUUUAAUUUUUUAAACAGUGUCCCUUUGAAUUACCAGAAAAGAUCCAUUUGGGAUCCCAAUUGAUAUUUAAAAAAUUUGGUCAGUCAGGAAUCUUUAUCUUUGACAUUAAAGUAGGGACAUUUGAUUUAAGUGCAGUGUCAGUUAUAACCUUGAGGGGAAUUGCAGAAAACAUUUGGGAUCCCCAAUUGAAAUUAAAUUUGUGGCAAACAACCAUUUUACAUGGGAUAAAUGUAUAUUGCUGAAAAAGAUACUUAGAUGUUGUAGAGCAGAAGUAAAUUUCUCAAGUCACUGGGAAAGGGAACAAACAAUUUGGUAUCCCAUUUGUUUUGUGGAACAGCUGAAACUAAAGAUCAAUGAUAUAAUUUACUAACAAAUGCUUAAAACAGGACCACGGAUGGCUGAAAUCCCUUCACAUUUGGCAUCCCUUCAAUUUUUACAGAAUAAUAAGGAAAUUUUGUUUGGUAGCACAAACUUCAGUAAAAUGUGGACUUUUUUUUUUAAACAAUUUUCAACAACAGAGAGCACAAUUGGGAUCCCAAAUAGAAGAUGACUUUGUUUAUGUAAUUUUUAGCAAUUCAGACAUCUUGAACAUUAAGUCAAACCUAUUUUCAGACUGCAAAAUAACAAUAAAGGGAUUUUAUUAUACCACAGAACACAUUUGGCAUCCCAACAUGUGUAGAUUAACACCAAGUUCAAGUCUCCAGGUGGUUAUCAAGACACAUAAGAAAACAUAAAUCACAACUCCAGAAAGCAGAAAAUGAAAAAACAAUGAUACAUUUUGGAUCCCCUCAAUGAUUGUAAUAAAGAAAGCUUCUGCAUGUUUUAAACAACUUUUCCUAUGCACAUCUUUCACUACCCAUUUAAACUUUUUCCUGUACAUAAAACAACAACACGGAAACCAUCUUCUAUGACAGAAGUUCAAAAUUACAAGGAUACAUAAAAGAACACAUUUGGGAUCCAAAGUUCUUUUUUAAAAGAAAUUAAUAAUUUAAGAAUUUAAAGUGGUUUAUGGAUGCAGUAAAGCUAAAAUCAUAACCUCUCAAAGAUUAAUAUUCAAUCAUAGAGGACUCAUUUGGGAUCCCUAUUAAAAAGAGAGAUUUGGAUCUCAUUUAAAACCUGCACUUUUUGAUAACUACAAAUUUUUAAACAUUUUCUUGACAUUUUACAGGAUAUAGGGUGGAACACGUCCAAACCAAAGACAAAACCUUAAGCUGACCCAUUUAGGAUCCCUUUUGUUAUUAUAGAAGAAAGACACUUUAUUUUUUCUGUCUUUUGAAGAUAAAACACUAUAAAGUAAGAAAAUAUUUUUAAGUUUUAGUUAGCGGAUUGUAAAGAAACAGCAGAACACACUUGGGAUCCCAAAAGAUGAAGAUACUCCAUUUUUACUCCUCUCAGUUUCAUGGAGCAGUCAUGUGCUAUAGUAUUUUCUUUUACAGUGUUAGUGAAGAGGAUCAUAUUGAACCGUUCAUAUUCAUUGUGUAUGUCAGACCCUGCUGCACUAAUCAAAUAAAACCUGUAAUCUGACCUGUCUAAAAGCAAGGCCAUGAACUAGAUGGCAUAAAGCAAGGUUUAGUUUCCCUGUAACACCACAAAGCUUGAGUCAUGUAUCUUAAAGAAGUACAUUUAUAUAUGGAAACACUCCUGCGGUCUUAGGUUUUAUUAAUAUAGGGGGCAGAUGUUAUUAGAGGAAAAAACUGAUGAUGGCAAAAUGUUCUUCUAUAGAAACUUGAAAGAACAUAAUCAUUGCUCUUGAGACAUUUGGUAUCCUCCAUUCUUUAUAUUGUUAUUGUCAAUUACUCAUUUUUUUCAUAUUUGAAUACUUGAAAAUUAAUAAAACAAAUUAUAACAUAAAUCAACUUUCUUUAUGAUGAACAUCUUCUUACCUUUUGUCUCCCUCAGGUCGACAGUACCAACGUCCCGCCGGUGUCGACCAUGGAGCUAAAGCCGUGCAUUGAAUACCACGACCUGGAAGCUGCUGAGGCACUUGUCAGCAUGAGCUUCUGGGGCCAACGGUCACACAAGCCCCGUCCACUCACCCCCACUUCCGACUCCUGUGAUUCCAUCCAUCUCCAUCCAGACGGGGGCGACACUCCAAAAGACCUGAUUGCUCUGUCUUCACUGGUGAGAAACACGAAUGAAAUUUAACUAGAGCAAAAAAUUGGAAAUCUUUUCUGGAAAAUGUCUCAAAUCGUAAUUUGAAAAGCAGACUGUGAUUAUGGUAAUGAUUUACGAUUUUAGUGUAUAUUAUUAAUAUUAUAUAAUUUCCUUUGUUACAUGUAAAAUACAAUGCAUUUGCAACCUAAGCCAAUUUCUAUUCACCAAAGAUGCGAAUCAAAGACAAACUUAAAAUCCUACGUUUUUAUCUUUCCAUGAUCUUAAACUCUGAAAACUGUUUUUUAACCUGUCUAAGAAUAAAAUAAACUUAAACUGAUAUUUUGUUUUUCCUUCCUCAGUGUAUGACUCCUCCUCACAGUCCGAGCUUUGCCGAGGCUUCCACCACCACUGUCCUCACCACCACCUCUGUUCUAAGCCCCACCUCCAGACCACUCCCACCCCACCCUGGUCCUGCCUUCCUCAGUGACCCCCUGUCUUCCGGCACCUCAUCCACCUUCUCUUCAGAGAUCUCAGCACCUCAGUCAGAAUCAUCAUGUCUGGCUCAGCCCAGCAGGGCGAUGGCCACUAGCGUCAUCCGUCACACCGCUGACAGCCUCACGGCUCCUCUUCUUCCUCCUCCCCCUCCACUCUGCGCCUCCCCGCCCACACCUGGAGCUCCACAGACACCUCCAGAGGAAAAGGAUGGACCUCUUCCUUCUCCCGUCAGCCCAUCCUCCCUACCCCCCCCAGCGUCACCUCGUCACUCCUCCCCAUUGUCUUCCUCCUCUUCUUCCUCUCCAGUCUCCUCCUCCCCUGUCCUCUGUCAGGUGUUCCCCGUAAGCAGCCGGACAGGUAUGAUCUCUGCCUUCGUUCAGGCUCCGGUUCAGGUCCAGACUCAGGGGGGGCCCAAACCUAUCCUGCCCCAGUCUCCCUCCAGCUUUGCUCAGCCCCUGCUGGUGGGCUCCACUGUGCCGCAGGGGACUGUGAUGUUUGUGGUUCCCCAGCCACCAGUCUCCCAGGCAACGCAGGGUGCACAGACUGUCAUGACCUUGGGAAACACUAAGCUCCUCCCCCUGGCCCCUGCCCCAGUUUACAUGCCAACAGGAGCAAGCAGUGGCGCCUCACAGGCCGACUUCUCCCGCCGACGAAACUAUGUCUGCAACUUUCCCGGCUGCAAGAAAACUUACUUCAAGAGUUCCCACCUGAAGGCUCAUCUGCGCACGCACACAGGUGAGACAGUCUCUCUCUAGUGUCUCUCUACCCUAGUGUCACUUUAAUGGUGGUGAGACAACCCCCUGGAGGCUCGAUGGAGAACUGCAGGGGGGGCUAUGAUUUUCAACUCUUUUAUUUCAAACAUUCAUUAUCCAUUGAUGCUAAGGUUAUUUAGGAUGAAAUUUCAGUUUGGUUGCUUUUAUUGUAAGGUAGAUUUUCAGAUCAGGAGAGACCAAAAUAAAACAAUGGAUUAAAAUUAACAUGCAUUAGCUAUUAAGCUGAAAGCAUGGAGGCAGAAUAAGAAGUUACACAUUUAAACAGAUUUCACAACUUUCCUCUCAGCGUUUUUUGACUUGAACCAAACAUUUCUGCGGACAAAGCAACCUGACAGAUUUUGUUUUUUCAGGUGUCAUGAUCUCUGACUCGCUGACUCUUUUAACUUUACAAAGUUGACGUUUCAAGCUUUCAAACUCUAAAUGUGAAAGAAAAUCGUUUUGUGAUUUCGUGGUUUUCACGCUCACGUCCUCUUCCCCUCUUUCAUCGUCUGCAGGUGAAAAGCCGUUCAGCUGUCACUGGGAGGGCUGCGACAAAAAGUUUGCCCGCUCCGACGAGCUUUCCCGCCACCGCAGGACACACACUGGAGAGAAGAAGUUUGUCUGCAACGUGUGCGACCGCCGCUUCAUGCGCAGUGACCACCUGACCAAACACGCCCGGCGGCACAUGACCACCAAGAGGGCGUCUUCGUGGCCAGCAGAAACCCGAGACCUCAACAAAGUGGCUCUGCCAAAGGGCCAAAACAGAAGCCCUGCUCUCCCUGUGGGCAUGCUUGUCUCAACAGCCAACUAAUAGACUCAGUCAGGGGCCCUCAGGGGCCAGCUCAGGACCCGGGGCCGGGGCCCGCCAACACAAACUAACAGGUUAAACCAGCUGUUUCAAUCAGCUCCACAUCAGGAGAAACUUUUGACACUUCACACUCCGCCGGCUAAUUCUCACUGUGCUCUGGCUACGUUUACAUGAACAACAGGGUCAUUAAGAUGCAGAAAACUCUGAUUAACCAAAGAGCUGGUCAAGAUGGCCGCCUCACUUCAGAUGAGUUACUGUGGCAUUAAAAAAAGGGAACCGAAGAUCCUCCGGCUGUUUCUGGUUUAGCAAUGUUCUAUCAGACUUAUCAGGCAGUACUGUGAGCCAAAUGCUAAUAUUAGCAUGUUAGCAUGACAAUGUUGUUCACAUUACAAAAAGCACACAAAUAACCAAUAAGAGAAAUUGGGUCUAUGCUAACUUGCUAACAGCCUGUUAGCAUUUAAACACAGAUAAAGUCAGCAGGUCAGCUCUCAUUAGCAUGUUAGCAAAAAUUUGUUGACAUGCCAUUGAGAUAUGAACAACCACAAUGGUAGAAAAGCUCGAAGCUAGCAUUAGCACAAGCAUGUAAGUUCAAUGACUUUGUUAAAAUGCCAACAUGCAUAACAACUUGGAACUAUGGAUUAGCUCAGUUAGCACAUCCAAACACUUUCAUAUGAAAGUCUUAUAUUAGCUUGUUAGCAUGCUAAUAUGCCAGUUUUACGAUUUUAACAGUCUUACAGUUAGCAUCCUGAACAUGCUUAUGAUAGCGUUUAACUUCAAAAGCUUUUUUAGCGAUAGAGAUGUGGUGUCCUGAAUUGAUGUGAGAGUUUUGACCUGCUUGCGACACUGAAGGACCAGAAAUAAGUGAACCAAAUGUAGCCGUACUGAACUUAAGCGUCCUCUGAUUCUUCCCCUUUACAUUCGCCUGCAUUAGCAUUUAGCCUUCACUCCAUAUGUUUACAUAUUUACUGUGAACAAACUUUGAUUUCACUUGUUUACACUCUGUUCAUGGUAAUAGAUUUUCCAGCUUUUAUGAUGUUUUUUAAACAAUGCAGGGCACAACUUUUUAAUCUACAGUUGAGCUCUUUGGCGGCAGAUUUAGAGGGCCUAUUAAUGUCAGUAAGUGCCAUUUUACUUCCUCUUUUUUAAGAUUCAAACAGUGUUUAAAUGUUCUUCCAUCUUCAGCCCUUUAAGGUUUUAUACUCCAGUUUUCCUCCAUCAGUGCUGUUAUGAAUUUAGUCCAACCAUGCCACAGUACCUCAGGUGUUGAAAGGUGUUUGUACUAAUCAGAGUUUUGCUGUGACGAGGUAAUGUGAUGUAGACGGAGCCAGAGCCGCCGGCGGGCCGCAGAGCGAGUUUCCCGCCAUGCUCAGGACAUUUUAAUUCCCACAACCACAAACUCACCGGAGGACAAGGAGGCGACAGGCUGCUAUUCACCCACGGACAGAAAAAAACAAAAACCUGACAUUGCACUGGAUUUUUUAAAUAAAUCUUGCUCGUUUUUGUACUCUCUCUCCGUGUAUAAUCAUGUUUACUACAUGUGUAAAUGUCACGUUUAGAAAAAAAUGUAUGCACUCUUUUCAUUUUUUGCCAAAGCCUCUGUAUUGUGCUUCUAUUCUUAGCUAUAACUUCUGUUAAUUUGUCUGUGACUGUACAUACUGUACAUAGAUUGAUAUCUAUAUGAAUGUUACGUGUAUUCCAAUCUGCAUUUAUUGACAGUACGAGUUAUUGAUAUUUUAAAAAUGUCAGUGGACAGUAUUCCUCACUGUGAUACUACCUACUAUCUUUGCUUUACACAUUAUUAUUAUUAUUUAAUAAACAUUUGUUGAGGAAAAAGUGCUGUUUUUGAUAGCUUGAUUUGGCCCAUAGUGUAGCCAGUAAGAAAAUACCUCAUCUUAUUAAAUGUUAUUCUUAAUAAUAACAGCUUAUAUCGGAAUAAUCCCAUUUCUGAACAUUUGCCUGUAAGCGAUGGUGAAGAAUAUGGCUUUUAUAAUAAAACGUUACCAUGAAAAAAG